UGUACAACAUGUACCCAACAAACCUUGUUGUUCUUUCAUCUCAGAAGUUGAAAGAAUGUACAAACAAUUUCAAUCUAAGCAAUCUCAUUGGGCUGACACAAUUUGGAAGAUUGUUUAGAGGAAACUUUCAAGGUCAACGUGUAUUAGUGAAAAUAUUGGAUGAUGAAAAAUUGAAGCACAUAAGUUCUAAAUAUAAUGAUGAACAUUUCAUUAUCAAAGAGGAAAUGAAGUUUUGGACAAAUCCAAAUUUGAAAGGUUGUCCUAACUUGACUACUUUCAUUGGUUAUACUUGUGAGAGAGAUAUAAAAGGGAUUGUGUAUGAUAUUAAUCCCCUUGAUACUUUGGACAAUGUAAUCAAGAAAGAUGGAAUGAAUUGGGUUCAGAGAAUAGAUGUAAUUCAUGAGGUUGCUAAGCUCUUAAAGUUCAUUCAUGAGCAAGAGAAACAAAACAUGGUGUUGAAUAUUAGUGCAUCUCAUAUACUUCUUGAUAAGGAUUUAAAGCCAAAAUUAUUUGACUUGCUGUUGGUUAGUGAAGUGAAAAUGCAAAAGGAACAAUCAACAAAGUCAACUAGCUACAUUGAUCCUUAUUUUUCUCCAAGGGCGGGUGGUCAUGAAUGGGAUAGAAGCUGUGAAGUGUAUUCAUUUGGCAUACUUUUGCUUGAACUAAUAACAAAGAGAAUUUCAAACAUUGGGAACAAACAACAAAGCUUAAAUAUGGAUAGUCUAAUACAUAUUUGGGCUAAGAAAGAGUUCAAGCCAAAUUGUUCUCUUGUUCAUAAACAUUUACAAGAAGAUUGGCUUUAUUGUUCUGAAGAUGGUGUUGCAAUAACUCUAUUGGCUUUGCAUUGCAUAGAAUAUUUUCCAACAAAUCGUCCUUCAAUGAGGGGUGUGUUGCAAAAUCUUGAAAAUCUUACAGUGUUACAACAUUUAUCUGAUGUUAGAUCAACUAAAAGGGAAAAGAAAUUCUGAAAUUCUUUUAAUCUUGAUGUAAAUUUAGCUUUUAUAAGCUAAAUAUUGAAGUAAAAUAACUUUUCCUUCCUUAGUUAGUAUUAGAUUAGAGUAUAAGAAUGACAUGGAAUUGGUAUGCGAAGCAUUGUUUUUUUUUUUAACCAAAGUAUGCG
Messenger RNA from Trifolium pratense (red clover), 1120 nucleotides. RefSeq names its product cysteine-rich receptor-like protein kinase 24. Gene Ontology annotation, biological process: protein phosphorylation. The transcript is spliced from 5 exons. Gene Ontology annotation, molecular function: ATP binding; protein kinase activity. The record is from RefSeq and is a predicted model, not a curated record. Bases 9 to 968 code for a protein of 319 amino acids. Lineage: Eukaryota; Viridiplantae; Streptophyta; Magnoliopsida; Fabales; Fabaceae.